Molecule: messenger RNA, 1039 nt
Organism: Gigantopelta aegis
Lineage: Eukaryota; Metazoa; Mollusca; Gastropoda; Neomphalida; Peltospiridae
Exons: 6
Coding region: 1-840 (279 amino acids)
Source: RefSeq, a predicted model, not a curated record
AUGGUUUUAGGGCGAAACGACCCGGAUUCAACAGAAAUUGGUCUGCACAUGUCUCAGCGCAGCAUCAUGAAGCUUGCCGUAAUCCUUCUGUGUGUGGCCCUGGUGGGCGGAGCUAACGCCAGUUUCGGGGACUUCCUCCACUCGAUUGGCAACACACUUAAGCCAAUCGUAGGCGUCCUCGACACCACCGUCACUUCCGUUUUGAAGAACGUUGUCAACACUGGCAAGAACCUGCUGGCACAGACGUUACAAGCUCUUCUUCUGAACAUUGGAAAUGCGGCCCAGAAGCAGAGAGAUCUUAGCGGCCUCUUCCACAUAAUCCCGUCUAUUGAGUCCACUGUGCAUGGUAUCCUGGACCGUGGUCACUCACUUUUCUCUGACAUCUUGAACAAGCUGACAACUGGCCUGACAAACGUCAUCGACAAGGUCAGCCACUUCGACAUCUCAUCGGAAGCAGUAGUUGAGAAGGUCGAUCAGCUUGUUGGAACCCACAACCUUCUGGUCGAUGGUAUCCUUGGUCACGUGGUGAGUUCCCUCGAGGGGGCGCUGUCCUCGCACAAGAGAAGCGCCUUGACGGACGCACUGAGCGGCCUAAGCACCAGCAUGAAGGACCUCUUCCAGCAACACACUGACGCAAUCAAGGACCAUGCCACCACCGCUUGUUCGCUCAUCAAGAACGCCGCAGUGGGCACCCUAAACGCCGGAAAUGGACUCGCUGUCUCAGCUAAUGGCAACACUACCCCAACCAUCGAAGGACGCUCAGAGCCAGUUGCUCAAACUCACUGCACACAACCUUUUGGAUUGCCGUAUACCAGACGCGAGACCUUGGUGUUUCCCUAACAGUUUUCAUAUUGACACGUCGUUACUACACCGAUUCCCCAUACCCACUAUUAUACCUAGACCCGGUCCAAUACUUUCCUCCAUAAAUUAUAAAUAAAAUAUCAACAGAAAUAUAUAAUAUAUUGAGGAUAAUAAACGAGUUACCAGUCAUUAUCAAAUUUAUGUCCCGAGUGAAUUUUUUUUUACUUGUCACGAGCUU